Humulus lupulus (European hop) is the source of this 814-nucleotide messenger RNA. RefSeq lists its product as uncharacterized. The transcript is spliced from 3 exons. Gene Ontology annotation, cellular component: nucleus. Lineage: Eukaryota; Viridiplantae; Streptophyta; Magnoliopsida; Rosales; Cannabaceae. Gene Ontology annotation, biological process: positive regulation of cell population proliferation. The record is from RefSeq and is a predicted model, not a curated record. The coding region runs from base 76 to 585 and encodes 169 amino acids.
CAUCCUAUACAUUAAUGCAUAUUUUCCCCUCACAGUGAAGAAAAAAGAUGUUCCUUCUUCCCUCGUCCCACUUCAAUGAGUGACACCGGAGAAAGACAGAAAUAUGUGGAAAGUGGUAAACGAGAAAUCACGAUGGACUCCCCCUCCAAUUCUCAGAAAACGGUUUCUGAUGAUGACGAAAUAGACUACUCCGUGAAGCCGGAGUUGUAUGAUCCAGAGCUUGAUGAUAAAGAUGAGUUAUGGAUUCAGAAGAAAAGGAAAGGUCGUCACUCUGAUGCUGUCCUCAGCUGCCCAGCUUGUUUCACCACUCUCUCUCUCGACUGUCAAAGGCAUGAAAAAUACUUGACGCAGUACAGAGCAAUUUUUGUUGUUAAUUGCAAGGUUGGAAGUGAAUCUUUGUUGCAUUGUAGCAUUUCACAACCGAAAAGGGGCAAGAGACGAAGAGAAACAGAUGAGAGUGAAGUAAAUCUUGCUGUUGGUGAAACAUUCAAGCAAGUUAGUUGCAUGGUAUGCUCGACAGAGGUUGGGGUAAUGGAUGAGGAAGAAGUCUAUCAUUUCUUCAAUGUUCUUCCAAGUGAAUCUUGACCUGCUCAUUUUAUUUAAACAUACAUUGGAGGGAACCUGCAGUUCAGUUUUUUUCUAGUUAUUUGAAAUAUCGUAUCAUUCAAAUCCGAUUUGUUCUAAUUAAUUUUGGGGUAUAUGAUGCUGUUCACGCAUGAAAAUAGCAUGUAGUUUCUUCUGAUAUGAAGUAAAUGGCAUAUUAAGCUCCUUGUUGUGCAACAUAUUUCAGUAACUAUGAUUUUACCAUUUUACA